This is a messenger RNA of Chinchilla lanigera (long-tailed chinchilla), 2017 nucleotides long. RefSeq names its product epoxide hydrolase 3 (gene Ephx3). The coding region runs from base 243 to 1592 and encodes 449 amino acids. Gene Ontology annotation, cellular component: intracellular membrane-bounded organelle. The record is from RefSeq and is a predicted model, not a curated record. The transcript is spliced from 8 exons. Gene Ontology annotation, molecular function: hydrolase activity. Lineage: Eukaryota; Metazoa; Chordata; Mammalia; Rodentia; Chinchillidae.
GCUCCAUGCACGAAUGGGGUUGUAGGCAAGUGCCCCAUCCAGCUCUGUUCUGCCCUGCCCAGCCUUGAUUGCUUUUUGUCAGAUGCAGUGACUCAGUUAACCCAGACUUCUUCCAGCAAGCAUCAAAGCCGGACCUACCCUGUAGGAAUAGGGAUCUCUUCCUUCCUGAGCCACCAUCGCCAAGCCCAGAUCGCAGCACCUGCCAGUUGGCACCCGGACCAGGACUGGUCACUUGGCCGUCGAUGGCUGCCGCUGUUCAAUCACAGCUAUGUAAGGGCGGGCGGAUGGGCCCUCCGGGUCACGGGGAGAACUGCGUGGGACCACGGCCUCUGGACCCGCCGAUGGAGUCAGAGCUGGGUAAAGCUCGAUCCGCCAGCGCCGACGUCACGAAGGGGUCCUGGGCCAAAGGCAGUGGCUUCCCAGGAUCCUGUCCCUCUUCGCCGCUGCUUCCAGGAUACCCAGCUCGGUCUUCGGCUGGCAGCACUGUCGCCGUCCCGGAGCGCGGCGACAUGCCCGAGCUGGUGGUGACCGCGCUGCUGGCGCCGUCGCGCGUCUCGCUGAAGCUGCUGCGCUUCUUCAUGUGGAUCUUGGUGUACUCGGCGGCGAUAGUGGCCGCCGCCGUCUACGGCUGCAUCGCGCUCACGCACGUGCUGUGCAGGCCCCGGCGGGGCUGCUCCGGGCGCCGCCGGUGUGCGGCUCCCGCCUGUCUGGUGGACCCCACACUGGGCGAGCACGGCUUCCUGAACCUCAGGAGCUCAGGCCUACGCCUGCACUUUGUCUCCGCUGGUCGCGGCAACGGGCCCCUCAUGCUGUUUCUCCAUGGCUUCCCUCAGAACUGGUUUUCCUGGCGCUACCAGCUCCGGGAGUUCCAGAGCCACUUCCAUGUUGUGGCUGUGAACCUGCGUGGCUAUAUCCCCUCGGAGGCUCCAAAGGAUGUGGACUGCUACACCAUUGAUCUGCUGAUGGCUGACAUCCAGGAUAUCAUCCUGGGCCUGGGUUACUCCAAGUGCAUCCUUGUGGCCCAUGACUGGGGCGCUGUCCUCGCCUGGAACUUCUCUGUCUAUUUUCCAUCUCUUGUUGAGCGGAUGGUAGUGGUCAGUGCUCCCCCCACAUCGGUAUUCCAAGACUACUCCAUUCGCCACAUCGGCCAAUUCUUCAGAGUGAACUACAUGCUCCUGUUCCAGCUUCCCAGCUUGCCAGAGCGGUUACUCUCCACGUCUGACUUUCAGAUCCUGAAGAGCUCCCUCACUGGCCGCAAGACGGGCAUCCCACACCUGACCCCCUGUGAACUCGAGGCCUUCCUUUAUGGCUUCUCUCAGCCCGGUGGCCUCACUGGGCCCAUCAACUACUACCGAAACAUCUUCAGGAACUUCCCCCUGGAGCCCCAGGAGCUGGCUGUACCUACGUUGCUGCUGUGGGGAGAGAAAGACCCCUACUUCCAGGUGGGGAUAGUGAGGGCCAUUGAGAGCCGCUUUGUGCCGGGCCGGCUGGAGGUCCACAUCGUGCCAGAUGCAGGACACUGUAUCCCACAGAGCCACCCCCGGGAGAUGCACCAGUACAUGUGGGCCUUCCUGCAAGACCUGCUGGACUAGUGGCCCUUGCUUACUUGCCUGUGCCCGGCACAUAGAAGCACAGACACUCAGGAGCACACAGCUGCUGUCUGAGCAAUGCCUUGGGUGGGUGCCUGGGUCACACAGAAAUGUGUGAGGCGCCACAGCCCCUGUGCUCACACCCAGACAUGGCUGCGUGCAUGUGUGAGCAAGUACUCUGACCGAGGAACUGGGUGUGCCUCUCCUGUGGGAGCCACAUGCUGAGACCGAGUGUCUUACCUUGCCUUGCCGCAGUUGGCCUCCUGUGGCUGCACGAACCAUAAACUCUGACCUUCUCUUGAGCCUGGGUCUUAAGUCUUCUUCAUUAUUGAAUCCAGUGCAGUAGGCUAGCCACGUGUGGCUACUUCCACUAAAAUGUGAAUUCAUCCAAAUGAAAUCCAAUGAAAAAAUGCAGUGCUGCAGUCACA